AUGACGAAAAUCCUCAAGAAAAUCAAAGGAGGAAGCUUUUGGAUAGACGUGGACGAAGGAAUGGCAUACGUAACGGGUCAAGGAGACCCAAACAAGCUAUUGAAAUUGAUGGCUUCAGGGAGAGGCAAAGACGCUGAAAUGGCCUUUGUGAAAACCGGAAUACAUCAUCAUUCCAAUUUUGGCAAUAACUAUCAAAACUCUUACUUUGGCCAAACAACGCCUUACUGGCCGGUUGGUAUGAAUUUGAGCUACCAUCCAUCUUCGUCUUACGGUUACUACCCUUCAGGGCUGCCAGCGAUGCAACCUUACCAGCAUCAAUACCCUUAUCAGGCUGGAUGUGGUUAUAGUUACUAUUAG
Molecule: messenger RNA, 357 nt
Organism: Brassica napus (rape)
Lineage: Eukaryota; Viridiplantae; Streptophyta; Magnoliopsida; Brassicales; Brassicaceae
Exons: 2
Coding region: 1-357 (118 amino acids)
Source: RefSeq, a predicted model, not a curated record